Mercenaria mercenaria is the source of this 6246-nucleotide messenger RNA. Its product is annotated as delta-like protein 1. The transcript is spliced from 14 exons. The coding region runs from base 831 to 3275 and encodes 814 amino acids. NCBI's taxonomy places the organism in Eukaryota, Metazoa, Mollusca, Bivalvia, Venerida, Veneridae. Gene Ontology annotation, cellular component: membrane. Gene Ontology annotation, molecular function: calcium ion binding. Gene Ontology annotation, biological process: Notch signaling pathway; multicellular organism development; cell communication. The record is from RefSeq and is a predicted model, not a curated record.
AGGUAAUUUGAGACAUUCACUUUACCUGCUUAUUGUUUAAAGCUAAUCUCAAAGUGUUUAUUUUCUACAAGAAAAUAAUAAAAACGGACAUGAAAAUUUUUAGAGGAUAGUUUUUUUAAUACAAUAAAAUAUAUAUAUUUUUAAAGCGAGGACAAAUUAUCGGAUUUUAAAUUUUCCCACACUCUUCAGUGACAGGUGUAAACCCACAGGACUAUGUUAUAGAGAAAUAUUCCACAUCAUCCAGAGCAUGAAUUGCCUCAAAGACAACAAACAUUUAUGAAUUCAAGGUAAAUCAAGCAGGGAAGCUCAUUCUCCAUGCAUGCAGAUUAAAUCUGGAAUACAGAGAAGAAUUCUACAGUAGGAGGAAGCCUCCAGUGAAUAUAGGAUAUACCAAUAGCAAUUGUUUCAUAAAAUGCUGGAUGUUUACAAAUACUUUUUUGUGUUUGGAUUUUUAUUCAAUGAGUGAGGCACUCAAUAUCAAACAUUUUCUGGAUUUUAAACAUUUGCUUUCUGGUUUAACAAGGCACAUCACUUGAAAUGACACUGCUCUAAAACUAAAAACAUACAGAAAACUUCCAGUGUUUCUUGACAAAUAGUGCUCAAGUGGACAUCUUUUAGUACAAAGCUUUACAAUAUGGAGAUCAUUUACAAUAGAUCGAUGUAAUGUCGACAGUUGGAAUUAAAGCUGUGAUACUCGUCCCAACCCACUGUGAGGGCUUAAGCCCGUGCCAAUCAAUGUGGUAGGCGGAGCUAGACACGGGAACGAGGCUGAGUAUUAAAGCCAAUAUCAGAAUACUGUACCGGUGCCAAGUGUACGGUAAACAGACAAAAUGAAGUUACGAAAAGCAGCUACACUAAUUAUUCUUGGGAUUUUACACAUUCUAAUUUUGUUACCAAAGGUACUCUGCUCAGGUGUAUUUGAAUUACGGCUAACAUCUUUUACAAAUGUGCGAGGUUUGGAUUAUGAUGGAAACUGUUGUAAUGGAGUAUAUGGAAACUCGAACAGAGGUCACUCAGGAUCUGUGUGUACGGAACCUUGUCAUACUUUCUUUACUAUAUGUUUAACUAAUUAUAUGGCUGACAUUCCAGAGGAUUUAAAUAAAGAAAAGUGUCUUAUUGGAUAUGUGAUGACUAAUGUUCUUGGAGGAAAUAAUGUGAAUUUUGAAACCCUUGAAGGAUUUAACAACGUAUUUAUGUUCCAUUUCAAUAUCUCUUGGCCGGGAACAUUUUCUAUCAUUAUUCAGGCUUGGCACGAUGUAACCUUAACAAAUUCAGAUACUGGCAGCCCUAGACUGCAGAUACACAGGCUAGCUGCACAGCGGCAGCUGCAGGUGGGACCAGAAUGGAGCAACUUCAUUAAUAAAGCCAACUGGACAGAGCUCGAAUACAAAUACCGGGUUCAGUGUAGUAGCGAUUACUAUGACGCCGGCUGUUCGACCCUCUGUAGACCGCGGAAUGACCAUUUUGGUCAUUAUACGUGCGCUGAAGACGGUUCGAAGGUCUGCAUGCCUGGCUGGAAGGGAGCGUAUUGCGAUCAAGCAAUUUGUUUGGAUGGUUGCGAGGAGCAACACGGUUUCUGCGACAAGCCAUACGAAUGCAAAUGCCGGAGUGGCUGGGAGGGUCCAUUGUGCACCAAGUGUAUUACGUAUCCCGGAUGUAGUAAUGGAAAUUGCUCCAAACCAUGGGAGUGCAACUGUUUUGAAGGCUGGGGAGGUCUGUUCUGUACACUAGACUUGAACUACUGUACACAUCAUACACCAUGUCAACAUGGCGGCGUGUGUCAGAAUACAGGAAGCGGAAGUUACACAUGCUUGUGUCCGGAAGGAUACUCUGGUACAAAUUGCGAGCGGGAAAUCGACGACUGCCUCAACCAGCCAUGUCUGAACGGAGGAUUUUGCGAGGAUAUUGGUACCGGAUAUUCUUGCAGGUGUAAGAUUGGCUUCACGGGCAAACGUUGUGACUUAGCUGCAGAGAGUUGCGAGAAAAACCCAUGCAAAAAUGGCGCCACAUGCAUCGAAGGUCAAGGGUCCUAUGUAUGUCAGUGCAAAACUGGGUUCACAGGCCGGAACUGUGACCAGGAGAUCUACGAAUGUGAUCCAAACCCUUGCCAAAACAAUGGACGCUGUAUCGAUAAAGUCAAUGGCUUUAAAUGCGUCUGUGAGAGUGGAUUCAGUGGAAAGUACUGCGAAACGAAUGUAGACGAUUGCACGCACAGCCCAUGCAAAAAUAAUGGCGUAUGCUUAGACAAAAUCAAUGAUUUUGAAUGCCGUUGCGUUCCUGGAUUCGUUGGAGAUUUCUGUCAAACCAAUGUUGACGAUUGUGAAAUGAGACCAUGUGCUAAUGGCGGUUCCUGUAAGGAUUUAGUGAACAAUUUUACAUGCACCUGCCGCCCGGGGUUCUUUGGAAGAUUUUGUGAAAUUGAUAUUGAUGAAUGCGGAAGUAACCCAUGCAGAAACGGUGCCACGUGCAAAGAAAGUGUUGAUAACUACCACUGUUCGUGUUUGCCUGGGUACACAGGCAAGAAUUGUCAGUACUUACCAGGACAGCUGGAAGGAACGACACCCGAUAACACGGACAGAAGCACGGUUACCGAGACAACCACGUUGAAAGGGGACUCAAAUGUCAAACAUAACGUUACAGUUACUGAACAACACGGACAAGAAAAUACUGAAGAAUUUACGACCACACAGUUAUUGUUGAUUGUGUGUUUAGGUGUAGGAAUUCCACUGUUAUCAAUAAUCAUUGUAGUGACUAUUUUAUUGUGCCGAAAGAGACGGUUGCCACAUAAGACUAGAGAGGAAGAAGAAAAUGUGCAAAAUUCCAUAAACAAUAAACUGAGAGAGUCGAAAAUAUUUACGACAAUCCCUCAGAGUAGUUCAAACAUUUCCAAUUUAACAAGUAAAAUAUCAAAUGAAGACAUAGACUUUAAUACAUUGAAAUCAUACAGAAGCAGUAGACCUAAUUCUAUUUAUAUCGGCGAUAAGCCUAUAAACAAUAAACAAUUGUUUUAUAAUCCGGAUCUGCAGGUGCAUUCAAAACAUAGAGACUAUGAUAAAACUACAAAGUCUCUAGAAAAGGAGAAAGUAUCAAUAGAUCCAUCAAAUUUAGAUGUCAGGGAUUACCGCGGUUCACAUGACAUCCACUACAUAGAUAAGCACAUAAACAGAGACACUAUCAAUAGGAAUUCAUUAUUAAUUCUUGAGCCACAACUUCACCAAGAACCACAUCGUCACAGUAGUUACUAUGGUGACGACGUCCUCGCAACGGAAGUCUAGUGACGUCAUACUCUUGUUAGACAAUCUGACUUUGAAUUGCAAUAUAUUUAAAUUAUUUAAAAGAUUUGAAAACAAGUGUAUUUAAAAUGUAUUUAUUGCGAAACAGAUCUCGUUGUUUCCGUGGAGCUACAUAUCUACAGGCCGAGGUUGUCGGCUCAUUAUAACUUAGUCAUUUUGUGAGCCUGCAAGUGCCUUUGUGUGCGGAACUGCAUGUAUGUGUGACAUUUUCGAAAGAGAACAAUUCCAAAGAAUUUAAAUGGCAAACUUCAUGCUACCAUUACCUUUAAAGGGUGGAUAACACACUGUCUCUGGGAGAUCACAUCAGCACGUCACGGUAUUCGUGCUUACGUCAUCAAAUGACGUCAUCGUUGACACACGCGAGUGUCAAGUGACAAGAACUUACCAAAUUCGUCCAAAUAAUUUUGUAUUCAGUGCUAUCAGUUAGAAAUUAAAACUUUUUUUUACAUUUUCAGUCAUUUGUGUUUCUGCAGCAUUUGCGAUUGUUGUGCAUUUUGGUUUGAAGUUACAUUGUAUGAUUUGUUGUAUUCAUCAAUCAUCGCGUUGUUACCAAAAAAUAGAACUGAUACCAUUGAAUGGGAGAUUAUAUAAACCAAAACAAAAUUGCCAUGUCAUUAUGCAAAAUCGAUAUGCAUAGCACCACUUAAUUCCGAAAAUAUAACUUCUGCUGACUGGAGUAAGAAAUCAACCAAUCAUCGUGCACCAACAAACAUUAGGUCACUUGCUACGUCAUAAUUCAUUAAGAAAUCCACAAGUGCUCAAUUUUCAAGAUGGGACCCAGACCGCGCUGAGGACAUAUUGAACUGUUAGAGUCACGUAAUAAUGUGGCUUGCUGGAGUAGUUCAAGAUUGUUCAAUGCAACAGUCUUAUGUGAAAAACAAACUAGUGCUUUUGGGUGCAAUUUUUGCCACUGUAGUUAGACAUUUUAUGAACUGAGGUAUUGUUGCUUAACAAAAUUUAUAGCUUUAUAACUAUUGUUGUGUGAAAUCUGGUCUUUUAAAACAUUUUGUACAUAAAAUAAAUAUGUUUGCAAACAUGGCUAAAGUUUUAUGCACAAAAUCUGUGCAAUUCAUCAUACAGUAUACAUAGGUAAUGUUAGAUGUCGUACAGUAUACUUUGUAUGAUGUUUAUAUAGAAUUGUUUCGGCUGACUUUAAGGUUGAGGGAUACAUUUUCAAUAGUAGUUUAUAAACAGGUUAUGCUUUAAUAUUUUCUUAUUUUAUAUAGAAUAUUUACAGUUUGUUAAACAAUGGUUUCAGUAUAGUUUGUCAUUUUGAUUAACUGUUUUUGCAUUUUUUUUUGUAAUUUUAGCGUUUGUUUAUUUUAAGUAUUUUUGACAAAAACAGUACUUAAGAAAUCAGAUUUUAACAGAUGGUAUACUAUUCUUUAUUAUACAACUACUUAAUUUUAGAAUUUCGUUGCUAAACGUGUUUUGUUUAAAAAGUAGAAACCGUUCCCACAUUUUCCUGAAAUAAAGAAGGAAAGGUAUCCAAUAACCUUAAAGUAAACCGGAAGUGCUUGAUUUGCUUGAUGAUACUUAUUCAGUAUUUUGUUGAAUCAAAUAUAUUUGCAUAUUGUCAUGAAACUUCUGCAGAAAUGAUCACAAUUAUUUUGCAACAAAUUUUGGAUAUUUAUGUGAUAGAAUUUGAUAUUAAGAAUGUGUGAUAGAAUUUAAUAGUAAAGAAUGAGAUCUCUAAAAAUACCAAAAACAUUAUGAUUUACAUAUCAAUUUGACGAUAGCAAACUCACUGACAAUAUACGAAAAUAUAUGAUCAACGCAUAUGAUUAUAUAGGGCAUAUAAAUAACGUAUCAAAAAUGAAUUUCUCCCUUCCAUGUUGUUUAAUAUACUGAAUUAAUGUUCCUGCACUAGAAUUUAGCGACAAUAUUGUUUCAGCAAUUUUUUACUCAACAAUUGGUGCCCCAUUACAUGCAUUUCAUUUUUUGCAUUUGGUUAUUUUCUGUAUAUUUAGCACCUUUGUAUUUAUUUUUUUCUGCAUUCUAAAUUUGUUUCGGUCUUGACCUAGAACCUUUAUCUUUCCAUAGCCUUUUUGGACAAACUUAACUGCAGACUUUAUACCAAAGUGAAAAUUCAGACCAUUGAGUUAUUGUUUAUACAAUUAAAAUUACAUUUCAGAAAAAGGUGAUUAAACCAAAAAGACACCACGUGACCAGGCAGAUCUCCCAUCAUUCCAUUUUCAUUGGGCAAAGCCCAUUAAAAGUUUCGUCCAUAAUGCGUCUUGUGUCGCCAAUUUUUGUAAUUCUGUCACAAAAUUAGUCAUUUCUGUUCUUCAUUUUCUCAUUCUCAUAUACCAUUUCUCAUUUCUUCAUCUUGUCUAUCAUUCUCAAAAAUUAUUUCUAAAUUGAGAUCUGGAGCAUUCAUGUUUCAUUUUCUUUCGUUCAUCAUGCAUAAUAACGUGCCAUUUGCUGUAUUGUUAACACAUUAUACUAAGCUGUUGAAGACAUUUGUUCUAUCUUAAAUUGAUUGUUAAUGAUCUUAGUUAAAGUCACUUUUACAUUUGUUUUAAAAAACGACAACCGUCAAAAUGCACUUAAUGUUAAAGUUUCUUUUCGGUUUUUCAGAAUUUAUACCAAUUUAUAAUCUUUAAGCAUGUUUUUUGUUCUUGUUUAGUUCUCUGUUGAAAAAUACAGAUUUUAAGUGAAGUAUAAAAAUACUUAUAUUUGACAAAGGAAAAUUAUAUUUUCCACAUUAUUAUUGUUAGGAGUAUAGCAAGGUCACACAUUUGACAUUUCUUCUUCAACACUGAGUUUACACAGCUUAGUAAUGUUACAUUUUUUCGCCUGUGAUGUCCUUUGUAUAUAUUAUGUAUAUUUAUAGAAAAAAUUGUUCCAGGAUGUAUAUAAAACUGUUAUUACUGUUUAUAUGAUUAUUACUAUUGGUAUUUCACGAUAUCAUGAUUAAAUAAAGAAGUCACAUGUGACUAUUUUUUCAAUA